CUUCGCUCGGUCCUUGAACGUGUCGGCGGCCUCCCGCUCAUCAGGUGUGAUUGCCGGCACCUGUCGGUCCAGAGGAGCCGGUACCGAGCGGAGCGGCGAGCAGGAGGGAUGCAGAAAGGGCUGAAGAAGUACUUCGUCAACAUGGACGAGUUCCUGUCCAGUGUGGGACUCUACCGCAAGAUGGUGGCGCGAGACGCGUCCAGCCUGUUCAGGGCCGUGUCCGAGCAGUUGUAUUACUCUCAGAACUACCAUCAGAAGAUCCGUCAGGACUGUGCCGACUUCAUGAGAACGAACAGAUUCAACUUUGAGCCGUUUGUUGAAGGUUCCUUCGAGAAAUAUCUGGAGCGCCUGGAGGACCCGAAGGAGACCGUGGGUCAGGUGGAGAUCAAGGCUCUGUCUCAGCUGUACAGGCGUUGUUUCCUGAUCUAUCGAUACCCGGGGAAACCAGCCACAGUGAUCUCAGAGGACGACUUUGUGGACAAGGUGAUGCUGUGCUGCUCCAUCAAUGGUCACUAUGACAUCGUUUACACCAGGAGUUACCCCGCCUCCGCCGCGCUGUGCCAGGCUGUGCUGUACGAGCUGCUCUACACUCAGGUGUUUGGGGUGGAGGAGGUGGAGCUCUGUCAGGCUAUGGAGGCCUCCCGGGUCGGAGGUCGCUGCUACAGGAACAGCUCAUCAAUGUGUAGUGAUGUUGAUAUCGGCUACGACACACCUGAGGACCGAGGACAAAGGGAGGAAGUGGAGUCGGCUGGAGCUACUGAGGAGAGACACCGAAGUGGGACAGAUGACACAAAGUCUCCUGCAGAUGCUCCUCCGUCCAGACUCUCUCUUCCUUAUAAGGUCAUGAAGUCUCUGGACGGAGACGUGUACAGAAACCUGGAGUUUGACGUGUGGCAGGACACCUGCAAAGAGAUGCAGAAGACGGAUUAUAUGGUGUUCGCUGGUAGGCAGUACUUCCUGGGAGACAAGUGUCAGGUGCGUCUGGAGCCAAAGGGGAAAUACUAUAACGCCUUCAUCCAGGAAGUAGGAACCCACUCGUCAGCCGUCACCGUGUUCAUCGAGGAGCUGGGAGAGAAACACCUGGUUCCUCUGACGGAUCUGAAACCAGUGAAUCCAGUUCCUGCCUGGAAUGUUGCUGCUCCAACUAGAAAAGGAGAUCUGGACUUGGACUCUCGUGGUCAGCGUCAUCAUCGUCACCGUUACUUCAGGAAGUCUCGGGGCAGCAGUGGAAUGAAGGGGGCCGAGCUCAUGAUAGCCCCCGCCCCUUUGUACGGAGGCCCCGCCCCAUCCAGCCUGCCCCCUCGCUUCCAGCCGGCAGGUCACCCCCGCCCACCCCCUCCUCCCUCAACUGGAACCAUGACCUAUGAUCCCUACGCCCCCCCACACCACCACCACCACCACCCUACAGUCAGAGCUCCUCGCUACGGAGCGUCCAGAAGCUCCACCCGUUUCCUCAACCGUCACCUGAUUGGCCCACAGCUGACCUAUUACCACCCUGGAAGACGAUAUUACCACGACUAUGAGAACUACGCCUUCAGGUCCCGUCGUAGCCGUCGUCAGCUGGUUGCUGCUAUCAAUAAAGAUUGUCAGUUUGGUUACCCUGCGGAGACGGGGGAGGAGCCAGGCGAUCUGGACUCGGCCAUCACGUACUACCAGCUGGACGACGCCAGCGACGCCGUCUUCCCGCCGCUGCCGGGCACUGCUCCUCCCCCUCCACCUGGCUCCACCUAUCGAGUUCAGAGAGCCUCUGGACACCACCCCCCUUCACAUCGACCUGCAAACACCCCAGUGUGCUCCUCAGAGGACGAACAGGAGGACACGAGCACCGCUGAGGACCAGGCUGAGUUCUCAGAGGAUUUCAUCUUCAGUGCUCAGGAUCAGAACUACCAGACGUCCGGUGGUUACACAACUGCUGAGGCCUCCAACAAUCAGGAUGGACAGGAAGGAGGAUGUGCUGACUCUCCCCCGAGACCAGACAUGAAUUACAACUACACACAGCAGGUAGUGAAGCCUUUAGCUGUCGUUGGCUCUUCACCCUCCUCUUCCUCAUCCUCACCCUCUUCUCCAUCAUCGCAUGUUCCUGCAGCUGCUCACCUGCCGCCAACUGCACACACACAGACACGCUCAGGUGUCCACCCACACACACACACAGCAGCCUCCAUGUCAAUCCCAGCUUCUUCUCCGUGGUUGGUUAAUGAGCUAGGUGAGCCUCUCUGCACCGUGGUGGCUCCGCCCCCUUACUCCUACGACCCUAAUGGCAGCGAUUUACCCCGAGACUGCAGAAUUCUUCAGUAUUACUUCAACUUGGGCGUCCAGUGGUACUGGCAGCAGCAGACGACGUUCUCCUCCCCCUCUCCUGAGAACCACUACACCUACCAACCCUACCCCCCCUACCUGAGCCAGGAGCCGCUGCACGCUGCCUCCCAUCAGCCCCCCUCCUCCUACCCAGAAUCCUCCAGGGCAGGAGAUGGACAGACGGACGGACACGGCGGUGGCUCCUCCCCAUCGAUGGAAGGCUCCACCUCCUCCAUCGGCCCUACUCCUCCAGGCUCCGCCCCCUCUGCUGCUCAUCUGUACCAGGAGCAAACGCCUCUCCCCCCUCCCCCUAUGCUACACCUGCCAUAUGAAGCCCCGCCCAUCACCACCUACCUGCCCUCUGCUCCUCACCCUGCCCAUCCUCAGCCAACCCACCUCCCCCAUCACUCCUCCUACCACUGCCUCCCACCAUCAGUCCAGUGGGGAACGCUCCAGACUGGAGGCCACAACUCACGGGUUUAUUGCCCCGCCCCUAACCCAGCCCACUUGGUUGCUUACAUUACAGCCCCAUCCCCCCACCACACAGCGACACACUACAUCCCCCCCACCGUGUGAGUGAGAUGCACAUCCUGCUGAAACAUACCUCAAGAGUUAGCAUGAAGCUAACUCGUUCCUGUUGGCAGGAAAAGUUAAAGAGGAUAUGAUAUAUGAAAAAUAAUUAGGACAAAUCUUUAUUCUUUCCGUAUUUUUUUCGUAAAAAACCCUCGAUACUUCCAGUAUUGAGGUAUUUCUGUUCUCACUUUAGCGUGUUAGCUUCACAUUGAAAGUUGUGAAAGAGUUCUGCACAUGUUAGUUUGUUGCCAAAAAAACUUUAUUUACAAAUCUCCGACACAAAUAACUUCCUGCUCCGAACGUUGAAGUCGAGAGCGACAGUUGUUGGUACGAUUACCUGAGAAGAACUGAGUUGUUAGUUUGUCGGUCAGUUAAUUGAGUUUCAGUCGGCCAAUCGGUGAGAGGGGGCGGGGCAUGGUCAGUCCCUGUUUAUUGAUGAGGGAUGUAUUUAUGUUGAUGUUUUGUUCAAACUGCCGAUGGUGAUAAGUUGUU
This is a messenger RNA of Platichthys flesus (European flounder), 3360 nucleotides long. It is a transcript of the gene alg13, whose product is annotated as ALG13 UDP-N-acetylglucosaminyltransferase subunit. The transcript is spliced from 25 exons. Gene Ontology annotation, molecular function: cysteine-type deubiquitinase activity. Gene Ontology annotation, biological process: protein deubiquitination. Bases 109 to 2871 code for a protein of 920 amino acids. NCBI's taxonomy places the organism in Eukaryota, Metazoa, Chordata, Actinopteri, Pleuronectiformes, Pleuronectidae. The record is from RefSeq and is a predicted model, not a curated record.